This is a messenger RNA of Fopius arisanus, 687 nucleotides long. RefSeq lists its product as uncharacterized. NCBI's taxonomy places the organism in Eukaryota, Metazoa, Arthropoda, Insecta, Hymenoptera, Braconidae. The coding region runs from base 48 to 395 and encodes 115 amino acids. The record is from RefSeq and is a predicted model, not a curated record. The transcript has 2 exons.
UAAUUCAAUGAAAUGACGAAUUCCAGGAUAGUGGGUGAAAAUUGGACAUGUUCUCGCGUGUUAGUGUAACCACACGUAUGUUGAUCCCGAGACAUGCACUCACGCGACACACUACUGGCCACUGUGGUUUCACCUCACGGCCAUCCCAGCAAUACACCCACGUACUUGUGUAUCCACCAAAACCACAAAGUAUAGUUGAAUCGAGUUGGCAGUGUAUACCAUCCAAAACUCUGCAACUGUGCCAGCUCAUGACUUUUGUCUCUAGCCUUAAAUCCAUUGACCCAAGUACCGAUCAAAGUAGUGCAAACGAAGUUGCCCUGAGUCAGCCGAUUCUCCAUUUGGUUCAUCUCGCUGAAUCUCUCGCAGCUAUAUGGAAAUUAGUUGAAUCAAACUGACUGGUCAUUUCAAAAUGAAAGCUUCAUCGAUCAUUUGCUAAUUACUCCGGUCAAUCAUGACCAGAAGUGUGCCUAAGUGAAUGAUUCAGCCAGGUGUGUCAUGUCACUGUUGAAUAUUGUGACGAAUAAUCAGACAAUUCGGUGGUGAAUAAAGAUGCGCAAACGAAAGAGAUAGUAGGAGUGUAGGGGUGUACGAUGGGUUUAGUGGAGUCAGAGAGGGAUGAAGGGAUAAUGAUGAAGCAUCCGAUGAGAUAAUUAAGGUGGAUUAUCGUGGUGGUGAGACGAGGGGGGG